Odontomachus brunneus is the source of this 1054-nucleotide messenger RNA. RefSeq names its product glutathione S-transferase-like. The record is from RefSeq and is a predicted model, not a curated record. The coding region runs from base 176 to 784 and encodes 202 amino acids. The transcript has 5 exons. Lineage: Eukaryota; Metazoa; Arthropoda; Insecta; Hymenoptera; Formicidae. Gene Ontology annotation, biological process: glutathione metabolic process. Gene Ontology annotation, molecular function: glutathione transferase activity.
UUAUCCAACUAGCCUUGGUCUCCCCUCUUGAACGGUAUAUGUUCUCUGGGUUGGGCAAUAUAAUCGCAGUGACUGGACCUUCAGUCGUUCGCGGUUAGUGACGAAUUCCGCAUCGGCCGUUCUCUCUUUUCCAUAUUGUCUUGCCGAGUAAACUACAGACUACAAAAAAUCAAUCAUGCCGACCUAUAAGUUAACAUAUUUUAAUGUGACCGGUCUUGCGGAGGCGAUUAGAUACUUGUUCCAUUAUGGUGGUGUAAAAUUCGAGGAUAUCCGACUCACCUUUGAUGAUUGGCCGAAAUACAAAGCAGAAAUGCCGAUGGGGCAAGUACCGGUUUUGGAGAUCGACGGCAAAAAGUACAAUCAGUCUAGAGCCAUCAGCCGUUACCUCGCCAAGAAGUUUAAUCUCUACGGAUCUAAUGAAAUUGAAGCCUUGGAGAUCGACGCCACAAUCGAUUCCAUGGAAGACAUGAGACAAGCAUUAGGCAUCUACUACUGGGAGAAAGACGCCGCCAUUAAGGAGAAGUUCAAGCAAAUCGCGUUUGAGAAAUACCCCGUUUGUCUCAGCAAGUUUGAGGAGCAAGUUAAGAAGAACGGUGGCUACUUCGUCGGCAAAAAGUUGUCAUGGGCGGACAUUCAGUACGCGGCGUACGUCGAUAUGUUGUGUGCGUUCACGGCGAAAGACAUCAACAAGGAUUAUCCGGAAUUGAAGAAAUUGGUGGAAAAAGUUAACGCCCUUCCUAACAUUAAAGCUUAUCUCGAGAAGCGUCCAAAGUCGAUAUUUUAAAUCAGACCAAUCUGUAAUUUUGUAUUUGUCGUCAUUGAUUGCGAACUCUUACUGUCACAUACAACUCUUUGCUAAACUUUUCUCGCCAUGAUGUUCUGUAAGAAAAGAUUACACGUCGACAUAUAAAUUCGGAACAACAUUAAUCGGUCAGUUUGCAGCGCAACAAGUGUUAAUAUUAUUACAUGAUAAAUGUAAAAAUAUUAUUACAUGAUAAAUGUAAAAAAACAUAGAAGUUUGUCGAAUAAAAAAUAGAAUUAUCUUCGAGCAUUA